This is a messenger RNA of Pezoporus flaviventris, 2851 nucleotides long. It is a transcript of the gene RBPMS, whose product is annotated as RNA binding protein, mRNA processing factor. Gene Ontology annotation, molecular function: mRNA binding. The record is from RefSeq and is a predicted model, not a curated record. The transcript has 7 exons. Bases 102 to 752 code for a protein of 216 amino acids. NCBI's taxonomy places the organism in Eukaryota, Metazoa, Chordata, Aves, Psittaciformes, Psittacidae.
GGUUCCCCCCGCGCCCUCCACCGCCGCCUCCAGCCUUCAGCACCGCCCGCCCGGGACGCGGCUGCCGCCGGCGGGACAACGAGCCUGGCCCCGAGCGCAGCAUGAGCAACCUCCCCGCCGAUCGGGAGGGCGGCCCCGCCGACACCGGCCUGCCCGAGGAGGAGGUGAGGACGCUCUUCGUUAGUGGGUUGCCUCUGGACAUUAAGCCCCGGGAACUUUACCUGCUCUUCAGGCCCUUUAAGGGAUACGAAGGGUCCCUCAUCAAACUCACCUCCAAGCAGCCCGUGGGCUUUGUCAGCUUUGACAGCCGCUCCGAAGCAGAGGCAGCGAAGAAUGCACUGAAUGGCAUCCGCUUCGACCCCGAGAUCCCCCAGACGCUGCGGCUGGAGUUUGCCAAGGCCAACACCAAGAUGGCCAAGAGCAAGCUGGUGGGCACCCCAAACCCCAGCACACCACUCCCCACCGCCAUACCUCAGUUCAUCACCCGGGAGACCUAUGCGCUGGCUCCCUCCCUCCGAGGCUGGUUCUCAGGGCUGGAAGUCCCGUCAGUUCUGCUGAAUGCCGGGUCUCAGGUGUGUGAUGGUGGCCUACAGUCAGUCUUGUGGGUAUUAAUGGAGUCUUCCAAGGUGGCUACUGGGUUGGCGCGCUCUCUGCAAAACCACAGUGUGCUGGUAAGGCUGCAGUACAGCGGGGCUGUGCCUGGGGGAGGUGGCCCAAGGGGAGGGGGUAGAGGGGCGAGGAAGCCAGUGUAGUGUCCCCGAGGGAACAGGCAGCGAGGUGACAAUUCCUGGGAUUGACCCCUCCUCCCCCUGUGGCAGGACACCUCCAGCACCAAUCCAGCGAUCCAUGCUCUGUCAUUCCUGCAUUUAUCGCUGUUAUCUGGGGUGAGAGUUUCAACAGCCGAGGAAUGCUUCUCGGCUUUGAAUUACCCCCCAGUAAUCUCAUCUCGCUGCGGUGUUCACUUCCUGCCUUGGAUCAACACAGACUGAAUUCCUCUUAAGUGCAAAUUCAGUUCCAACUUAACUCUCAGCUUCCCAGCUGGUGCCUCCCUGGUUAAAACCCCAGGGGCUACAGGAGAACAAUCAGGGCCGUCCUUUCCCUCUGCCUGACCCCAGGGUGCUGACAGCCUGGGCUCUCCCUGCAGGCAUUUCCCAUCUUGCCCUUUCCGGGUUAAACAACUGUCUCUGUAGCUGCUCUCCCUUCUUCACCCCAUUUCCAAAACAAUCCUCCCUCUAUGCUGCAGCACGGGAGCUUCCCCACAAGGGAAAAACGAUUAACCACAUCCCUUUUCUUCACUUUGCCUCAGCCCAGGAUGGCAGCUACCUUUUUUUAACACCUCUCUGUUGUUACAGGCUUGAAAAACCACAAACAAAAAACCUCACACAAGUUUGGAUUCCUCCAAGACUUUCCCACAGCCUCUAUCACACAUCUGCUCUCCUAGAAGAAAAAUGAAAAAGCAUACCUAGUAAUAAUAUUUUCUUCUUUUACACUGUAUAUUUGUGAGAAAGAGUGUGUUACUUCUGAAAGCAUGGUUUGACAGGCAUUGCUGUAGUGUUUGAAAAGUCUUCAAACAGAACCAUAGGAAAGCAGACUGAAAAAAAAAAAAAAUCCAAAAAAAAAAAAAAAGGGCAAAACAAGAGCAAGUAUUUUUGUACCAAACCUCCUAAACAGAACAAUCUUACACUGGGUCAGACCACAGGUUUUGUGCUUGACUUUUGAAUGUGUGUCAGUAGGAGUCUGUAUCCCCCUGCCCCGUCAAUUGCAUGUCAAAGGCAUGAUGCUCACGUGCAUGCAGAUGUCAAGAUGCACAAUUUGGGUGUGUAGGAAUCGUGCUCCCUCUGGCACAGGAAUUGCGCUCUGGCUGCAUCAGCAAGACAUCUGCGGACACUGACAGUAUUACUGUUUUCUUCCCAGUUGUACCAAAUGACAACCAGGCAGGACAAUCAGAAACUUUCUUAUGGUGAUUUUGCUUUUUACCUUAGGUCUACGUUAAUAGCUUGCUGUGCAAAGCUGUGGCACGGUACAACGGGCUCAGAUCAGGGAUGGGCAGAGAUAGCCCACAUAUGUAGCAAGGUGACAAUUUGCCUCUUCCUCCUCUUCCUGCCAUGACUGCUUGAAGUUGUUAUAGGCACCCUAAACUGCUGUAUGAGAAAAAACAAACGACAGACCACUGGUUUGCCGGCUUACUCGAGGCUGGGCACGAGUCCUGAGCGAGCUGACGGGCAAGAGACCGCUUGACAUACCAGUCUCUCCCUCUCCUUGCUCCAGGAGAAAUUUGGGAAGAGCAAAGCAAACCAAAACCUCGAAGAGAUUUAGGUUUCUUGAAAAGGAGGUGCAAAACUUCUUCCAUUGCCUCUCCCCCCAACCCCAUCCUCACUGCGGGGCAUGCUGAGCUCAGCCACUGCCCAGGCUUUGCCGUAAUCAGUUUCCCAGCUGCACUGAAGACAUGGGGUACCCAUGGCCUUGUUAAAUACAUCAUAACCUUUUUCUUCCUCCUUCCUUUUAUUCUGUGGGUAAGCUGAGAUUUCGGCUGCUGGAGCUGGGGCAGGGUGUUGGGUGAAGCAGUGCGAUGGGAAACUGUCCUGUUGGGGUCUUCCGUAAAAAAAAUGGCACUGAUACAGGCAAUGUGAGAAGAAAUCAAUUCCAAGACAAACCCCUGACUGGCUCUAAAAGGAAUGGUAUCAGCGUUUCCAAGCAAUGGACUAAGUCUUUUAGCAAACUAUUUCCUGUACUUUGUCUUGUGGAGAGGAGGGAAGCAUCCACAUUGUCUACUCCGCUUUUGGAAAUGUGUUUAAAGGUACUUUUCUAUUGUAAUUUUUUAAUAAAUAAAACCAGUGAUUAUUAUAAGUUA